AUGAAAGAUAAUGAAAGAGGGUUGGUUGUGGUUACCCAUAGUGGAAAGACGACAGAAGGGAAUGGGAUGGAGGAUGAGGACACUCGAACACAGGAAGGAAGCCAGGGUAUAGAGGAACGAGAAUUGCCUAGUCCACAAAACCUUGCCAAAGAACCACAAGAGGAUGUAGAGCAACACAGUCAAGUUCCAAAAGUCACGCACCUUUUGCCCAAAAUACCUCCACCAUUUCCUCAACGUUUGAAAACGAAGAAUGAAGAUGAGAAGUUCAAAAAACAAUUGUCAAUAUUCAAGAACUUUUUAAUUAACCUUCCUCUGGUGGAAGCAUUGUUAGAAAUGCAGGGAUACGCGAAAUUCAUGAAAGAGCUGGUUACAAAGAAAAUGAGCUUGGAGUAUGAAAGGAUCGAAGUGCCCCAUAGUUGCAGCGCAAUUAUGACAAAUGAGUCAAUCAUUAAGACAGAAUAUCCUGGGGCAUUCACAAUCCCGUGCACAAUUGGCAUGCUCCAAUUCACUAAAGCUUUGUGCGAUUUAGGAGCAAGCAUUAACUUGAUGCCCUAUGCAAUAUAUAAGCAACUUGGUUUGGGUGAACCAAAGGCAACCACAAUGAGACUCCUUAUGGCUGAUCGAUCAAUCAAGCACCCCAUAGGGAUACUCUAUGACAUACUGGUAAAAGUAGAUCGGUUCUUUUUUCCGGCCGAUUUUUUGAUUCUGGAUUGCAAGAUCGAUGCUGAAAUCCCCAUUAUUUUGGGAAGGCCAUUCUUAGCAACCAGGAGAGCAUUGGUGGAUGUCGAAAGCGGGAAAUUGAAGUUCCAUGUGAAUGAUGAUGAGGUGACCUUCAAUAUCUGUAAAUCUAUGAAGCAACCAAGUAAUAUCCAUGUGGUGUCCACUGAGGAUGUUAUCGAUGAGGCAGUGGCAAGUGUGAGCCAUUUAAUGCACAAAAAUGAACCCCUUGAAUCUGUAUUUGCCAACUAUGAUGAAUCCGAAGUUCAAGGAUAUGAGGAAGUGGUAUAUGCCUUAUCAGGGUUAGGAGUAUAUUCAAGGAAUCUAAUCAAGUUGGAUAUCGACCUGGAAAAUAGAGAAUGUCCUCCUGCAAAGCCAUCAACGAAAGAACCACCGAGUCUGGAGUUAAAAGCCCUACCUUCUCAUCUAAAGUAUGCCUUCUUAGGAGACAAUAAUACUUUACCAGUGAUUAUCGCAAAUAAUUUGCUUGAAAGGCAUGUAAAAUUGGUCAUUGAAGUAUUGCAGAAGCAUAUAAAAGUUAUUGGAUAG
Solanum tuberosum (potato) is the source of this 1266-nucleotide messenger RNA. RefSeq lists its product as uncharacterized. Bases 1 to 1266 code for a protein of 421 amino acids. Lineage: Eukaryota; Viridiplantae; Streptophyta; Magnoliopsida; Solanales; Solanaceae. The record is from RefSeq and is a predicted model, not a curated record. The transcript has a single exon.